UUUUUUUUUUUUUUUUAUUCUUUAGGUAGGUUUGCACUCUGUACAGUGUGUGUGUGUGUGUGUUUUGAAGUUUAGAGAUGUAUAAGUAGAAAAACUAGUUGAUUUUCCUUUUUCUUUAGAUGUCAAUAACUUUAUAAACCUAUCAUGACUUUCUUUCUUGCUUGAUGUAUCACUAGCCUUGAUAUUAAUGAUUCUUGAUUCUUUUAGGUGUCUUACUAGUGCCAUAGUUUUAGAUUUUGUCUUUUGUUUUUCCAGUUCUAUAUACUUUUAGUACAAGCAUGUCAUUGUAUUUCAAAUCUUUCAACUACCAACAUGUGAAAAAUUGUGUAGAUAAACAUACAAGCCAGAGCCAGGGCAAGAAAAAUCCAAUAACCCCGGUCAAACUUCCAUCGUUGAUCAUCAAACAAGCCGAAAGAAAUGAUAAAAAUUGUAACUACUUCCCAUUUACUGCCCAAUCUAACUGCAUCGGCAUAAUCGGAGGCGUAUCGGUUGAGUCGAGCCUAAAUUUUGCAAAAAAGUUGGCCAAUUUUGAGGACAUUUUUGAAGAAAAAUAUAGCCCCCCGCCUUUUAUGCUUUCUUGUGAUCCAUCGCUAAGCGAGGAGCUUUCCUCCCUCGAGAGAGGUUUUUUUUCGGGAAGGAAUGGAAUGAUUAGAAGCUUUGGUCAGAGUUCAAUUGUGGAGAAGCUAAAGCGAAUGAGAACGUUUCUUGAGAAAUCCGGAGUUUGUUGCCUUGCGAUGCCAUGUCACUUACUACACUCUUGGUAUGAUGAAAUCGAGCAAGGAUCUUGUGUUCAUUUUCUUCAUGUUGGUGAUUGUGUGGCCAAAGAACUUAAGGAAGCUAAGCUGAGACCGAUCGAAGCUGGAAGUCCGAUUCGAAUUGGUGUUUUUGCUACUAAUGAGAACUUGGUAGCUAGAUUUUAUCAAGAAAAGCUUGAAAAUGAGGGUUUUGAGGUUAUACUACCAGAUAAGGCAACUGUAGAGCAUAUGGUGAUCCCAGCAGUUGAAGCAGUAAACAGAAAAGACUUUGAGGGUGCACAAAAUUUGUUCAGAAUAGCUUUGCAAGUUCUGCUUGUGAGAGCUGUGAACAGAGUCAUCCUUGCUUCUGAUGAUUAUCGGCAACUUUUGCCGCCAAACGACCCUUUGUGGACAAAAUGCAUUGAUCCCAUGGAUGCGUUAGCCCGUUCGUGUGUCAAGUUUGCUCAAUCUGUAGGUAAUCGUCUUGGAAUCCCAUAUUACAUCCUCAGCCUAAAGGGAAGAAUACGAGUCGAAGGGGUGUUCAUAACACCUCAGGUGGAUAUUUGUAUUUCUAGAAGAAAGCUCGUGUAA
Messenger RNA from Striga asiatica, 1325 nucleotides. NCBI's taxonomy places the organism in Eukaryota, Viridiplantae, Streptophyta, Magnoliopsida, Lamiales, Orobanchaceae. The record is from the annotation of a GenBank genome assembly.